Molecule: messenger RNA, 2451 nt
Organism: Drosophila ficusphila
Lineage: Eukaryota; Metazoa; Arthropoda; Insecta; Diptera; Drosophilidae
Product: mitochondrial intermediate peptidase
Exons: 3
Coding region: 288-2387 (699 amino acids)
Biological process (GO): peptide metabolic process
Cellular component (GO): mitochondrion
Molecular function (GO): metalloendopeptidase activity
Source: RefSeq, a predicted model, not a curated record
CACUGGCCACCAGACGACUGCAAUAAUCGGCACAACAUUAUUUCCAUACUUUCUUUAUUUUAAGCUGUUUUUACCGUGGGCCUCACUUGUAAACAAUUACCGCUUAUUCUUGCAAAUACGGUCACCCCAAUCCAGUCUGCCAGACUGUGCCUGGGUUUCUAUUUAAUGUGUCCGAUAACCUAACUGAAAUGGUCUGGCAUCCGUGAGGCUAUGAGCCCCCAGCUGAUUGCCUUUGUAAUAUUCCUUUUGGCAACAAGAAAUACGAGUUGGGCCCAAAGCUAAACGCCAUGUUUCAGUUGAGUCGUACCCUGCAUCGCUGUCGAAACAGACCCCGAAUCCGUUUGGUUUCCACGUGGACGCCUCUGGCUACAGCUUUUAAUUCCCCUCCGGCAAGACGCAUCAACUUUACCCGCGACGAUGUGGGCCUUUUUCGUAUGCCAGAGCUUAGGAGCUUUGAGGGCUUCUACCUUCUGCGCGACAACGUGGAAAGCCGUACGCAGGAGCUCAUCACUGAAGCUGUUUCAGAGCAGCGGCAGCGGAAGAUGGUGGAUAUUUUCGACGAGCUCUCAGACUCGUUGUGUAAGGUAGCGGAUCUGGCCGAGUUCGUACGAAUCGCCCAUCCUCAGAGCAAGUACACCCAGGCGGCGGAGCAGGCCUGCAUCAGCAUUUGCGGGGUGGUGGAGAGCCUCAACACGCACAAGCCCAUUUAUCAGGCCCUGAGCCGUGUUGUGGAGCGUGGAGACUAUCUGCCAACCACCGAGGUGGACAGACAUGUAGCCCGACUGUUCCUUUUCGACUUUGAGCAGUGCGGCAUUCACUUGCCCGAGGAGGAGCGCUUGCGUGUAGUACGCCUCAACGACUACAUUCUUCAGCUGGGUCAAAAGUUUAUGAGCGGAGCAGUGCAGCCCAGCGUUUUUCCGCGCAGCCAAGUUCCAGAGCCCAUUCGUAACUACUUUCCGACCUCUGGCGACAAUGUUAUUAUCACGGGAUUGUGCACGAACGCUGAGAACGUGCAGAUGCGUGAGGCCGCCUACCGGCUGUAUCUGCAGCCGUCUGAGAGCCAGGAGGACCUACUGAGAGAUCUUCUGCUUUGCCGGCACGAACUGGCCCGCAGCUGUGGCUUUGAAACCUAUGCUCAUCGCGCACUUAAUGGUAGCACCAUGGAAAAGCCUGAGGUGGUCCGUGAGUUUAUAGACGAGUUAUCUGAGAAGCUGCGGCCGCGUGCUGAUGCAGACUUCGCUCGGAUGACGCAGAUGAAACGCCAGGAGAGCGGGCAGGCUAAAGCUAUUGUCGAGGUUUGGGACACGCCGUAUUUUACCACCCAGCUGAGACGACAGUCACUCGAGGAACAAGCCAACGAGUUCCUGCCCUACUUCUCGCUAGGCGGCUGCAUGGAAGGACUGAACAACCUUCUUCAGUCGCUCUACGGUGUACGGCUGGAGAACGUCGAGAUGGAGCCAGGCGAGUCCUGGCACAACGACAUCUAUAAGCUGGCCGUAGUGCACGAGGUUGAAGGACUGCUGGGCUACAUCUACUGCGACUUUUUUGAGCGUUCGGGCAAGCCCAACCAAGACUGCCACUUUACCAUCCAGGGCGGCAAGCGUCUGCCGGAUGGCUCUUAUCAAUUGCCCGUGGUAGUGGUCAUGCUGGGGCUAGCUCAGCCACGCUGGAGCGGGCCAACUUUGCUGUCACCGGCGCGAGUUGACAACUUAUUUCAUGAGAUGGGUCACGCCAUGCACUCGAUGCUAGCUCGCACCGAGCACCAGCAUGUGACGGGUACGCGCUGCUCGACGGACUUUGCCGAGGUUCCAAGCGUGCUCAUGGAGUACUUUGCCGGCGAUCCCCGUGUGCUGCGGACCUUUGCCCGCCACUUUCAGACCCAUGAGCCAAUUUCGGAAGAUAUGCUGAGUCGGCUGUGUGCGUCUAAGCACCUUUUUGCUGCUAGCGAGACGCAGCUUCAGGUGUUUUACUCAGCCUUGGACCAAGAGUACCAUGGAGCGGAAGCGCGUCAUGGAGGCAGCAGUACUGAGACACUACGCGCCGUGCAGAGUCGCUACUAUGGCCUGCCUUACGUGGAAAACACUGCGUGGCAGCUGCGUUUCUCUCACCUAGUGGGUUAUGGAGCCAAGUACUACGCCUACCUCGUAUCGAAGACGAUCGCAUCGUGGAUCUGGCAAACAUACUUCGAAGCGAACCCCUAUAACCGGCAGGCGGGAGAGAAAUACCGCGCAGAAAUUCUGGCCCACGGAGGAGCCGUUCCCAGCAGAAAGCUGGUUGCUAACUUCCUACAACGCGAAAUGACACCCAGCGUGUUGGCCGACAGCCUGAUCAAAGAGAUUGACGCCGACGAAUCAAAAAUUAGGGAUUUAAUGGUCAGCAGAAGUUAAUGUACUUCUCACACACCUCCAAUUGUAUAUAUUGUACUCUUCAUAUUAUACUUAGUUAACUAAA